Molecule: messenger RNA, 1176 nt
Organism: Perognathus longimembris pacificus (Pacific pocket mouse)
Lineage: Eukaryota; Metazoa; Chordata; Mammalia; Rodentia; Heteromyidae
Gene: Ptpn20
Product: protein tyrosine phosphatase non-receptor type 20
Exons: 9
Coding region: 1-1176 (391 amino acids)
Biological process (GO): protein dephosphorylation
Molecular function (GO): protein tyrosine phosphatase activity
Source: RefSeq, a predicted model, not a curated record
AUGGGGACAACAUGUCUUCACCCAGGAAGGUUAGAGGAAAGUCUGGUUUUUGAAAAGAAAGUUAAUUCAGAAAAAGUAAAACCCUCUCAACAGAAUUUUCCACAAAAAGAUUAUGAGUAUCUUUUACAAGAAGCUACAGGAAGUGACAGUGAUGACAACACAUGGCUUGAUGACUUCUUUGAAACAGAAAGAGACGACACUGAGGUCACAGAGCCAGCAGGGCCAUCAAAGCUGCCCUCCCCAGUGCUUCCUGGUGAGAAAAAAAUUGUUUCUGAAGCGGAACUAGCUCAGUUGAGUCAGAUUCGACCAUUAAUAUUCAAUUUUAAUGAGCAGUCGUCCAUCUCAGAUUGUUUGAAAAUGCUUAAGAAAAAAGUAGCAGAUUUUGAUUUUGCCCAGGAGUUUAGGAAUUUAGAAAACAUACAUCUGCCUGGUGAGUUCACCUCUGGGAUUGAACCACAUAACAGAGAAAAAAACAGAUACCGAGAUAUUCUUCCAUAUGAUUCAACACGUGUUUCUCUUGGAAAAAGCAAGGACUACAUCAAUGCUAGUUACAUCAGAAUAGUCAAUUUUGAAGAAGAGUAUUUUUAUAUUGCUACCCAAGGACCACUGCAGAGCACCACAGAUGACUUUUGGCAAAUGGUUUUGGAAAAUAAUUGUAAUGUUAUUGCCAUGAUAACCAGAGAGAUAGAAGAUGGAACUGUCAAAUGUCACCAUUAUUGGCCGUACUCGCUAAAGCAACCUUUGGAGUUGAAAAAUGUCCGUAUCUUUAUGGAGAACCUCCAGAUACUGAAAUACUUCAUCAUUCGAAUGCUGCAGGUCGUGAAGAAGUCUACGGGAGCUACUCACUUCGUAAAACACUUGCAGUUCACCAGCUGGCCAGACCAUGGCACUCCUGCCUCAGCAGAUUAUUUCAUAAAAUAUGUCCGUUAUGUGAGGAAGAGCCACGUGACGGGCCCCGUGGUGGUUCACUGCAGUGCUGGUGUGGGCCGAACAGGGGUGUUCAUAUGUGCAGAUGUCGUGUUCUGUGCCAUCGAAAAGAACUAUUCAUUCAACAUCUUGAAUAUAGUGACUCAAAUGAGAGAACAACGUUAUGGCAUGAUUCAAACAAAGGAGCAGUACCAGUUUUGCUAUGCAAUUGUGAUUGAAGUGCUUCAGAAACUUCAGACUUUGGAAUAA